Acanthosepion pharaonis is the source of this 750-nucleotide messenger RNA. Lineage: Eukaryota; Metazoa; Mollusca; Cephalopoda; Sepiida; Sepiidae. The record is from the annotation of a GenBank genome assembly.
AUGUUUGCCUGUUCUAUUUCUUUAUUACCAGUAACUUCAUCAGUUCCUUCUUCAUAUUCAUACUUGUCCUUACUGCUUGCACUGGAGCUCUCUUCCUGUGGCACAUCAUCAAUGUCACCUUCAAUUUCUAUAACAACCAUAAUUCCUACAGGAAAUUCCUCUUCAACUUUUAUUUAUAUAUUUGUCUCCACCAUAUUCGCAUUUUCUCCAUGUUCCUCUCUUAUUUCUGAUGUACAUUCAGCAUCCCCGUCUUUGCAUUUUCCUUUAGUUACAUAUUUCUUCUGUAGGAAAAUAUGUAACGAUACAGCACAUUUUCUUUCCUCAUGUUAUCUGCUUUCUAUCUAUGACAUUCUACUAAAUAUCUAUCUAUCUAUCUAUCUAUCUAUCUAUCUAUCUAUCUAUCUAUCUAUCUCCGCAGCAUCGUUAGCGCCUACUCUUUCUCUAUCGACGUCAGCGCUGGUGACAAACACUAAUUGUGAUCGGUCCACUCUCUAUCUAAUUUUCUCUUUCUCUCUCUCUCUCUCUCUCUCUCUCUCUCUCUCUCUAUCUAUCUAUCUAUCUAUAAUAAAAUAUAAAUAUUUGCCAAUUUGUAUUAGGGCCCACUCUCUGUCUAAUUUUCUUUAUUUCUAUCUAUCUAUCUAUCUAUCUAUCUAUCUAUCUAUCUAUCUAUCUAUAUAUAUAUAUCUUUCUCUCUCUCUCUCUCUCUAUAUAUAUAUAUAUAUAUAUAUAUAUAUAUAUAAUAAAAUAUAG